UGGGACCCAUGCUCUCGCAUCAAUUAGAUGGCCGCUAAUUGACCACCCUAACCACGUCGCAGACUGGCUAAUAGCAAUACUCCCUUCAUCGAGUGAACCGAGGGGCUGCCUACUGCUAUAUAGGCGCUCCAUAAAGUACAUUAAAUGCAAUGUCGGGUAUCGCAUCCAGAUACCCGGCAUCCACUUAAAUGUUUAACGCAAUCUAGAAACCAAUUCCUCGUUGCGUAUAUCAGACCUUCUCCUCGUCCCCUCGCUGUGCUUGACGCUCCUGUUUCAACGUUCCAGGUACCAUUCAAUCAAUAUGCGAGUCCGACUAUUUUCAUUGCUGAGCACGCUCAGUGCCCUCACCUGUGCACAGUGUGCAGAGCCAGCCCAGAAUACCACAGCCCAGAAUACCACCACCAUGCCGCGUACUCAACCCGUCCUAGGCGCCGUUGGAAUCGCCGUCUCCAACCUGAAUGUCUCGAUGGACUUUUACACGAAAGUGCUUCCCUUCGUCGACACCGGUGUCUCGUACGAUCUCCCCCAAUUCCUCGAGAAGGUGGUUGCCCUCCCGGCCCCGAACUCCGGAAGCUCCGUCGUCCUGAUGCAAUGGAAAACCCCACGGAACACGACCAACAUUCCCGUCAAACUGGCCCUCUAUGUCGAGGACGUCCACGAGUCCAUGGAAAAGGUUCGGGCAUACGGAAACGAGAUCCUCUUGGAGGCGGGAUCGGGCCGCAUCGGGACUGUUUCGCUUCCUACUGGCAUGGCCCGAGACCCGGAUGGCUAUAUCUUGGAAUUCAAUCCGCUCUCUAUUCUUUCCCCAAAGCAGGCUCUUUGAGUGUCGACGCGAUGAUUGGGGAUCUGUGGAGCUGUUAGUGGAUGAGGGAUGGUAUAUGUUCAUGGAACUCAAGGAAUAUCAAAGAAUCUAGUUCGGAGGAACAAAAGUCAAAAGACAUGUUAGCAUAAUUCAGCGGCUACUUAAUUAGUCAUAUGGUUGUGAGAAGCUGCAUAUCGAUUGGGCGCGUUUUGAGUUGACAAUAGACUUUUCGAUCCUCUGUGAUAGACGCUGUUGGCUUCUGAACGAAUCGACCGAGUCCAAUUAUUGACCGUGAAGACAAUAAUAACGUAUAUAUACACUGGAAUGGAAGCAAGUGCUUCGUUACGGAAAUUUUUAUUAAAGUCUCGA
Messenger RNA from Eremomyces bilateralis CBS 781.70, 1171 nucleotides. RefSeq lists its product as uncharacterized. The transcript has a single exon. The coding region runs from base 404 to 823 and encodes 139 amino acids. The record is from RefSeq and is a predicted model, not a curated record. Lineage: Eukaryota; Fungi; Ascomycota; Dothideomycetes; Eremomycetales; Eremomycetaceae.